AUGGUUGCUCCCCGAUCGCUGUCAGCUGCUCUUACUUUCGGUGGGCUGUCGUUUGAUGAGUGCAGACACGUGUUCUUCUCACCCAAUGGCAGCCGCCUUCCUGCUGAGCUCGAGGCGACCCUCUCCUGUGACUCUCGCCCUGCUGCCGUUGCUUCUGCCCGUGCUACUCUUCUUACCCCUGCUCCAGCGUUUGAUUCUGCUCCUAUCCCCGCUUCUGCAUGUGAUGGUGUAACUAUAUCCGCUCCUGCUGCGUUUGAUGCUGUUUUUCUCCCUGCGGCUUCUUCUGCGUUCGGUGCUGCUACCCUCUCUGCCUCUACUGCGUUUGAAGCUGUUGCUCUCCGCACUGCGGCUGCUGGCGGUGCGUGUCAACCUGCUGCUCUCUCCACUGCUGCCAUGGUCAGUGUCGCUGUCUCCUAUGCCACGGCUGCUUUCUGCAAGCUGAUGAGGGAAACAUCACUCUGCCCUGGCCCUCCUGAGUCUUCCCUCUGCCACCUGUCAUGCGACGUGGCCUUGUGCUCUCCCGCCCCCCGCCUGCCUGUGGGGAGAGAGCCGCAGGGGCAAGGGCUGGUAGCCUCCCUCUCCGAGCCAGUGCUGCUGGAGUGGCCUCUGGAACAAGGAAAGUGCGGGGGGGAGGGAGCACCUGCCGAAGCCAUUGCUGCUGCCUUUUCAUUCCCCCCUUUUCCCCCUAGUAGCCGCAAGGCAAAUGCUUCUGAAUCCGAGCCCAAGAAGCUCAAGCUUGCAACCUCCUUCACCUUUGCCAUGCUCUACGUUGCUGCAGGCGCAUUUCAGAGCUUCGGCCGAUCCCAUGAUUGA
Closterium sp. Naga37s-1 is the source of this 813-nucleotide messenger RNA. The record is from the annotation of a GenBank genome assembly. Lineage: Eukaryota; Viridiplantae; Streptophyta; Zygnematophyceae; Desmidiales; Closteriaceae.